GACACCCAUGUUUAUCUACGACCUGAAUUCUGCAGUUGGCGACGUGGCUUGGGCGCCUUAUUCCUCCACCGUCUUUGCGGCUGUAACCACCGACGGGAAGACCUACAUCUUUGACUUAAGUGUCAACAAAUACGAACCCAUUUGCCACCAGCCGGUGGUAGCCAAGAAGCGGAACAAAAUCACUCACGUCCAGUUCAACGCCAUCUACCCCAUCAUCAUCGUCGGGGAUGACCGUGGCCACGUCACCUGCCUGAAGCUCUCUCCCAACCUCCGCAAGAUGCCCAAGGAGAAAAAGGGACAAGAGGUCCAGAAAGGGCCCGAAGUGGAGAUCGCAAAACUGGACAAACUCCUGAAUUUGGUGAGAGAACCGGCACCCAAAACCAGCAAGUGAGCCGCAUCCAACCUGCCCCUUUCCCUUUCCCUUCCCCCGGCAGGGAAGCACCGGAGUCCAGGCGCGAGAAUGCUUUGUCCGGGACAGCAGCCGUGGGUGGCCGGCUGUGCCAAAGCGGCCUCGGGAAACACAUUUCCAACACAAAGAGGCUUUUUUUGUUGUUGUUGUUCAAGGGUUUUGUUUGCAUGCAGAAAAAAUAAAAGUGGAGAUUUG
Messenger RNA from Notechis scutatus (mainland tiger snake), 604 nucleotides. Lineage: Eukaryota; Metazoa; Chordata; Lepidosauria; Squamata; Elapidae. The record is from RefSeq and is a predicted model, not a curated record.